Molecule: messenger RNA, 3339 nt
Organism: Corticium candelabrum
Lineage: Eukaryota; Metazoa; Porifera; Homoscleromorpha; Homosclerophorida; Plakinidae
Exons: 1
Coding region: 1-3336 (1111 amino acids)
Source: RefSeq, a predicted model, not a curated record
AUGUCUGCGUCAUCGGAUAAUGGUGGUUCGUGUUGUUCCACAUCACCGUCCAGUUCUUGUCUAGCGACUUGUCCUGUUUGCCACGUUCCUCGUCGAGACGACUACGCUUUAUGGCAACACAUAAAUCUUGAUCAUAUCAGUCGUCGUUGCUUUCCUCCUGUGGAUUUCCUUACCAGGUCAGGUCGUCGCCUUUGUUCGGUCUGCGGUUUUUCGUAUGCCAGACGGUGGAACUUUUGUCGCCGUUCUCAAGGCCCUGGUCUCCCCCGCUGUGGUGGAACCAUGUUGGAUCCGGGACAGUCAGUCUGGUUAGAUGACGUCACUGUUUGUUCCUCUUCAGCUGCCAAUUGUUCGAAUUUCACACUUGCUCCACAGCUGCCUCCCUCGCAAGGAGGAGAUAGUGAGGAGGAGAUCGAUAUACAGACAGGAAUGACAGAAAUGCCAAGUUUCUAUGAGGAACCAUCUUUUCAGUCAUUUGAUGAUCCAGUCAUGGAGGCUAUCCACUCUGCUGUCCACCUGUCUUGUCACAGUUCAUCUGAGACAGUCCUUUUCAAUACCCUCAUGGAGGAAGUUUCUCACUUGCCAACUAAAACUGUCAAUCACAUCCCACGUUCUGUUCGCCCUUUACUUGGGAAAGUACUUUCUGUUGAGUUCAAACACGCCAUUAAAAACGGCAUAUGGGGGUUUGCACGUCUACAUAUGUUUGCAAAGGCUGUUCUGCGCUGCCCGCCUAGAGGAGGAAGGAAAAAACGGUAUGUGGUGAAGUCAAUACUUCAAUCUCGUCUUGAUCGUUGGCAAUCUGGAGACCUUCCCUCUUUGUGGGCUGAUGCUAGAGCUGAUGCUAUCUCUCAUAUGUCUUCCAGUAGCAAGAAACCAUCAAUUGCUCAAAACAAUGCCAGACGUUCUUUAGCCUUGGCACGAGAAGGUCGUUUCCGAGAUGCUAUGCGCGUUUUAGGCUCAUAUGGCUUGGCAGCCUCUGAUGAUAAUGACGCUAUACAUGAACUACAACAACGCCAUCCUUGCCACUCACUCCCUGAAUGGAAUACAGACAUUCCACCAACGAUCACUGUCAAUCAGGAUUCAGUGCUUACUGCCUUACGUGCCUUUCCUAGAGGUUCAAGUCCUGGAGCUUCUCAACUGCAACAUCAGCACCUGAUUGAUGCAAUAGAUGGAACCACAACUCCUUCCUCAAUAGACUGCUUGGAUAGUCUUACUCAAUUCAUUUGUUUCUUGUUAUCGGGUCAUGCUGAUGUUCGCAUAUCUCCUUGGCUGGUUGGGGCACCUUUGACUGCUCUUCGAAAGAAAUCCGGUGGCAUACGGCCUAUUGCAGUUGGUGAAAUUCUGCGACGCCUGGCCAGUAGGCUUUGUUGUAUGGCUGUGAAAUCUACACUGCCGGAAGUCUUUUUGCCAUAUGGCCAGGUUGGUGUUGGUGUACCUGGAGGUGUCGAAGCAGCCAUUCAUGCCCUUUCUGCUCUUCUUGAUGAACAUGGUGACAACGCUGACUUGUGUUGUCUCAAGAUUGAUUUUUCAAACGCUUUUAAUGAAUGCUUUCGCUCCUCUUUCUUGCAUCGCCUACACAGAGAAUUCCCUGCUCUAUUUGGCUGGGCACAAUGGUGCUACCAUUGUGAAGGCUUCCUCAACUUUGGUGAUAUUCUAAUUCCUUCAUCAGGAGGUGUACAACAGGGAGAUCCUUUGGGCCCUCUCUUAUUCUCUCUUGUCAUCAUGGAGUUGAUGGACAGUAUUGGUCCUCUUCCCGACAUCAACAUGAAGCUUUGGUAUCUUGAUGACGGUUCGUUCGUUGGUCCCCGCACUGCAGUUGCUACUCUCCUUAAUGUUCUUGAAAUAAAAGGACCCCUGUUUGGGCUACACCUUAAUACGAGCAAAUGUGAGGUGUUUUGGCCUUCCGGCGAUCAACAGUUUCUUGAUUUCCCUCCUGAAGUUCAACGUAUCACUGAAGUGGCCGGAGGAGCUGAAUUACUGGGUGCACCACUCUGUGGAUCAGACGCUUUCUUUGCCAUGUCAGUUGCUAAAAGGAUUGACAAAAUCAGUGACUGUCAAAAUCGUUUGUCUGAUUUAGAUGACCCCCAGGUGGAAUUACACCUUUUACGUAGUUGCUUGGGUCUCUGUAAACUCAAUCACAUCAUCCGUACAGUUCCAACAAACAAGAUCACCAAGGAGCUGUUGAGAUUUGACGUCAAUUUACGCCACUGCUUGGAAAGCCUGUCUCGUUCCUCCAUUUCUAAUGAAGUUUGGUCACAGGCUACCAGGCCCAUUCGUCUCGGAGGUCUCGGUCUUCGUGAAGCUAGUCGUUCUGCCCCAGCAGCUUUUUUGGGAAGCUGCAACUCAUCUCGUGAUUUGACCAGCAGACUUCUACUGUCAUGUUCUUUGCCUUUCCAUCAGUCAAAUGAAACGUCUCACGUUGAGAGAGAGGAUCAGGUAUCGGAGAUAACAAUUCCUGGAGAGCUUGACUGCCGUAGCAUUCUAUCCACACUUCUUCCAGAUAAUCAAGAUCUACAAAUUCGUAAAAUGACUCAAAAAGAAAUACAACGAUUACUAGAUGUCUCACUCAGUCUUCACAUCCAAGACAGUACUCCCAGCAUAAGAGAUAAGGCUCGUCUGAACGCAAUUUCAACCCCACACUCCGGAUCAUGGCUGCGGGCAUUACCCAACACAAAUCUCGGCCUCGUCAUGUCUCGGGAGGAAUUCCUGGUUGCUCUGCGUCUUCGCCUCGGUAUUGCUGUUUUCCCCUCUUCUCCACUUCUUGUUCGGUGUCCAUGCGGUCAAGUAAUUGACAAAUUUGGAGACCAUGUUCUUGGUUGUGGUUCUGGGCCGCUUCGCUUGAAGCGCCACAAUGCUCUAUGUGAUAUUCUGUAUCGAUAUCUGCUAGUGGAUAAUGCUGGGUCUCGUAGAGAACAGUGUUUCUCCAGCGAAAGUAACGACAGGCCUGGAGACGUCUUCCACCCGGAUUUCUUACAAGGAAAAGCUGCUUUUUUUGACAUCUCAGUUAGAAAUUCUUUUACCAAUCAUUUCAUCAACAGUUGCUCUACCAAAGCAGGAGCUGCCGCCGAAGCUGGCGAAGUUCAGAAAGACCUUCGCUACGAUUCAGACGUCACAAGCACAGGAGCCAGUUUUUACCCUAUGAUUGUUGAGACAUAUGGAACAUGGUCCACAUACAGCUUGGAGAUCAUAAAAGUGAUUGCAAGGAAAACUUCAGUUUUGAACAAAUUACCUGUUAGCAGAAUAGUAUGUAACAUACAUGAACAACUAGCAGUACGACUUUGGCAGUAUAAUGCCAGGAUGGUUUUGGACAGGCUACAUUUGGUCUGUCAUGGAGAGUAAAAU